Messenger RNA from Porites evermanni, 387 nucleotides. The record is from the annotation of a GenBank genome assembly. Lineage: Eukaryota; Metazoa; Cnidaria; Anthozoa; Scleractinia; Poritidae.
GCACCACCGCCAUGUAGCUCUCCCGUGGAUGUGGCUUUCAUCCUGGACUCUUCGGGCAGCAUUGGAAGAACAAACUACCUUAAGCAGAAGGAAUUUGUCAAGCAGGUAGCCAGGAGUUUUGGCGUAGCACCAGGUCAGAGUCAAGCAGCGAUGGUCCUAUACAGUAGCACAGCUUCCGUACAGGCUCGAUUCGGACAGUAUGCAACCGCGGAGGAGUUCGCCAAAGCUGUAGACGCUCUACCUUACGAGAGGGGCCGGACACGAAUCGACAUGGCCUUGGAUCUAGCAAGCACGGACAUCUUCCCUGCAGCGAGGCCGGGCGUGCCUAAGAUUGCCAUACUAAUAACCGACGGCAAGCAGACGCAAGCAAAGGACGCCAAGGACUUG